AUGCCUCAAGCAGCACCCACCCUCGCUCCGAACUCUGCGGUUCCUACUUACCUCGCCCCCAAUGGUACGAAGAUGUGGCUUCUCAACCUCGGCCACCUCGAGUGCGACAACGGCUGGCUUCUCCGCGGUGCCAACACCUCCACCCGCUCCAACAAGAACGGAUCUGCCGGACGUACCGAGCUCGUCGUCAUCGCUGCCUUGAUUGAGCACCCUACCGAGGGUUUGAUUUUGUGGGAGACUGGAUGUGCCGAGGACGUCGAGGUCAAGUGGCCCGCGCCCGUCACCGACGUCUUCCCCUUGGUCGUCUACGGCGAGGAACACAAGUUGCCGGCCGCGAUCAAGGCUACCGGGAAUGAUAUCAAGGAUGUCAAGCACGUCGUCAUCGGACACCUCCACCUCGAUCACGGAGGUGGAUUGGAGCACUUCAAGGGCACGGACGUCAAGAUCUGGGUCCAUGACGAUGAGUUGAAACACGCUUUCUGGGCCGUCGCGACGAAAGCCGAUCACGGCGUUUACCUCGACCACUACCUCGACCUCAACCUCAACUGGCAGACCUUCCAAACCGCCGGCCCGAACGGUGCUAUCGACCUCUUCCCCGGUAUCACCAUCCACCACUCUCCAGGCCACACCCCCGGUCUCUGUAUCAUGCAACUCAACUUGCCGAACUCGGGAACGUUUUUGUUGACGAGUGAUCAGUUCCAUAUCAAGGAGAACUAUGAGGAUGGACAUCCUCAUGGUUGGUUGGCGAGGGAUCACAAUGCAUGGUUUGGCAGUCUGCAAAUGUGUAGGAGGUUGGAGAGGAUGCACAACGCGAGAAUGGUGUUUGGGCAUGACAAGACGGUGUUUGAUGCGUUGAAGGCUGAGGCGAAGUUCUUUGACUAA
Molecule: messenger RNA, 882 nt
Organism: Saitoella complicata NRRL Y-17804
Lineage: Eukaryota; Fungi; Ascomycota; Saitoellomycetes; Saitoellales; Saitoellaceae
Product: metallo-beta-lactamase superfamily protein
Exons: 1
Coding region: 1-882 (293 amino acids)
Source: RefSeq, a predicted model, not a curated record